This is a messenger RNA of Coturnix japonica (Japanese quail), 4883 nucleotides long. It is a transcript of the gene PHACTR4, whose product is annotated as phosphatase and actin regulator 4. The record is from RefSeq and is a predicted model, not a curated record. Gene Ontology annotation, molecular function: actin binding. Gene Ontology annotation, biological process: actin cytoskeleton organization; neural crest cell migration. NCBI's taxonomy places the organism in Eukaryota, Metazoa, Chordata, Aves, Galliformes, Phasianidae.
CGGGAGUGCUGCAGUGCUGGGUUAAUGGGCUGCUGCUCUGGGUGGACAGGAAAGGGAGCUUCAGAGGGGAGCACCUAUGUGAUGUAUCCUUGCUCCAAGUGUGGCUCUUCUUUCACCUGGAUGUGCUUGGCUGGGGGCUGAGCUGUGCAGGUCCAACAUGGUGCUGUCUAUGGGCAGCCACUGAUGUGUCCUGUACUAAAUGGGGGAGCAGUGGGCAGCUCCCAUGCCGUGCUGAGGCAGGUGUCCACAUUAAAAGCUGACGCUGCUUUUUGGGUCAAAUUUCUGCUGUUCUGUGCUCUGCUGUCCUCCUCCUGCUGUUCCUCCCCAUGUAAGAAGAGUUGCAGCUGCUGUCCCUCGAGUGUCUGAAGCUCAAACCAAAGCUGCAGGUCUGCAGGUCUUUGCUCCUUGAGCUCUGCAAGCAUCAGUGAGCAGCAUUGGUGAAGUCACUGAUGCUUCAUGAGACUUUAUUGGUGAUGCAGGGACGUGGCCAUGAUUUGCUGCCUGCUUUUGUGCACUCACAGCCCUGACUGUCACUGAAGCACCGAAUCUCUGUGGCUGCACCAGCUCGUGGGCUGCCCCACUGCAAAUGGAAACAGUCCUCAUCGUGCUGCUAUCUGAGCACAGAGAUGGGGCCGGAGGUGGGUGGGUGAGAAGAGCAGCCGUGCUGGGAGCAUCGCUUUAGCUCCGUGCAUGGAAUUUGCUGGUCCGCCCACCCGGUGUGAGCUGAUCCAUCGCUCCCCCACCUGCUGCUGCUGCCCCACUGAUGGUGGAGGUGUGGGGCGCUCCUGCUUCCUCCCGUGUGGUCGCAGCUGUGCUUCAGCAGGGAGCGUAGCGGGCUGUGUUGCAUGGCAGCACGUUGCAUGGCAGCACGUUGCAUGGCAGCCCAGGGGCUGAAGGUGCUGGGGUUGUGUUUGUCACUCAGGUGAUGUCGGAUGUCACAGCUGUCCCCUUCCUUCUUCACUUUGGGACCAGCUCCCACCCCUCACAUGGGUCAGGUGCUCCUUUGGGUUACUCUGCUUGCUCCCAGCUGUAGGUCACAGCUCCGGCGCUCCUUAUGGGAUCCCCUUUAAGCUCAGAGCAGCACAACCUCUCCGUUGCUCAUGGUGCCAAGCUUUAUCACUCAACGUGGGCAGGUUUGGGUUCAGGUUUGUGCUGUAGCGAAGCCCCCAGCUCUCCAUGCUCCCGGUGAGGAAGGAGCGAGGGGUGUUGAUGCUUUGGGUUGUGCAGUUGAGUGGCUGGAGCGUGGCUGUCUCCUCCCCUUCCUGAGCUUCAGCCCCAGCCAGCGCAGCUCUGGAAUGACAGGCAUUCCUGCGCCAGGGGAGCUGGCAUGGGCGCCUAUUUAUGAGAAUCAAGUGCCUGGGGAACGGGGAGCGGGACCCGCGUGGCCCACGGGCCACCCUGUGGCUGCUUCUCCUCCGGCAGCUCCACUCACACCACAUUGGACCCCCCGGGUGUGCAGUGACCCAUUUGGAGGACCCCGCUGCUCUCCCAGGGUUUGGAUUCCUUCCUUUCUCUUCCCGCCGCCUCCCGGAGAGCGGCUUCAGAAGGGAUCCCAUGGGGCAGCCGCGCUUCUCCAGACCGGUCCAUCCAGCUGCUGUGGCUGAAGAGGUGGAUCACCCCCCGAGUGAUGCGGGUAUGGGGGUCGACGUGCUGGAAUCGGGUGACACCACACCUCCUACCAAGAGGAAAAGCAAGUUCUCGGGCUUCGGCAAGAUCUUCAAACCUUGGAAGUGGAGGAAAAAGAAAAGCAGUGAUAAAUUUAAAGAGACUUCAGAAGUUUUAGAACGAAAGAUUUCAAUGCGAAAGCCAAGAGAGGAGCUGGUAAAAAGAGGGGUUCUAUUGGAAGACCCUGAGCAGGAUGGUGAAGAGCCAGACAAGGUGAAUCCGUCUGCACUGAAGAAUGGCCACACGGUGCCCAUCGGUGGUCCUGGGGUCGGUAACCUGCACAGCCAGGAAGAGGAGGCCAUGAGGUCCUCCAGCCUUAGGAAGUCUGUUCUGGUUGAGGAACCGAAGAAAAGACAUGGUUCAUCCAGCAGCCAGCCUGGUUCUGAAUCAGAGCCUCCUCAGGAGCCACACGUUCCCCGCCAGCCUCUGCUUCCCCCCAAAAGACCUCCCUCCACUUCCCAGGAAGCAAAUGAACCGCAGGGAAAGGAUCCCCCACCUGCCAGCAGCACUGCAAAAACUGACCCCUCCACCGCAGCCCCCACUGUGACAAAGACUGUUAUUUCCACUGCUGCCCCCUCCCCAGCCCCCAGGACUCUGCCCCCUGUUCUCACCAGUACCAACACUACUGCUCCUACGAGUACAACCAGCACAGCCCCUGCCAAACAGCCUCCUGUCCCCCCACCCAAACCCACCAACAGGAACAGCAGCUCCGUGAUAGCGGAACUUUCUCAAGCAAUAAACAGUGGCACAGGCUUGUCCAAGCCUUCCCCUCCUCUCCCACCGAAGAGAGGCGUCCUGCCUACCAACCCACCGGAGGCUGCCCUCCCCUCCAAGCCCCCAGGUGACCGGACAGUGACAGCGAGCCGCCCCACACUGCUGCCGAUGCACAUGGCACCCACGUACCCACCUCCCUCUCCAUCCCCACCGCUGCCCACACACAUCCCUCCGGAGCCUCCACGCAUGGCCCUGCCCAACUCCACCCCUAUCUUGGAUGCCCCCCGCUCCCUGGAACUGCCCAAGGAGGCCCCCCCUCCUCCCAAAGACUUCAGGUCCCUGGAGGUGUCGAAGCGGACGGCAGAGCAAGGCUUUGGCGAACCUCCUGGGCUGCCCCGUCUGCCCCAAAUCCCUCUGCACAUCCGGAUCCAGCAGGCCCUGGCCAGUCCCCUGCCCGUCACCCCCCCUGCCGAGGGCUCCCACAGAGCUCACUCUCUGCUCUUUGAGAACGAUGGUUUCGGGGAAGACAACGGCACGCUGGGCAGGACGAGGUCCCUACCGGUCACCAUCGAGAUGCUGAAAGUUCCAGACGAUGAGGAAGACGAAGAGGAGGACCAGGAAGAGGAGCAGAAUUCAGGCCCACGUGUGUAUAUCGGGGACGCGCCAUCCAUCACCGUCAUCCCAAUGCUGGUGCCCCAGGUCCUGCCAGAGGAGCAGGAGGGAGAGGAAGGGAUGAGUGACUCUGACUCGGAGGGGCCCAUCCUGUACAAAGAUGAUGAGGAGGAUGAGGAAGAAGAUGAAAGCCAUAACAGCACGCUGGCUAACAAGGUGAAGAGGAAAGACACGCUAGCUAUGAAGCUGGGGAACACCACCACAGUGCAGGAAGAAAAGAUUGUCUUCCCUCGGAAAAGCAAAGAGGAGUGGAAUGAAAUUCGGCAGCAGAUCGGGACGACGCUGAUCAGGCGACUGAGUCAGAGACCCACAGCAGAAGAACUGGAGCAGAGGAACAUACUUCAGCCGAAAAACGAAGCUGACCGUCAGGCUGAGAAGAGAGAGAUCAAACGUAGGCUGACCAGAAAGCUUAGCCAAAGGCCUACAGUAGCAGAGCUGCAGGCCAGGAAGAUCCUGAGGUUCAACGAGUAUGUGGAAGUAACUGAUGCUCAAGACUAUGACCGGAGAGCAGAUAAGCCAUGGACAAAGCUUACACCUGCUGACAAGGCUGCCAUCCGGAAGGAGCUAAACGAGUUUAAGAGCUGUGAAAUGGAAGUCCAUGAGGAGAGCAAGCAGUUCACACGGUACCACCGACCAUAACCUUCCAAGAGGGAACAAGAGACCCAAGAUGCCUGGAAGUUCUCUGCAUCCCUCACCUGGGCAAUACAGCGAGGGCACAACCUCGACUCUUCCAAGAUUUGCCUUCAAAACGUAUCCAGCAAAGGGCUUUCAGCCAGGGAAGGGGGAUCCUGUCUGAAUGUAGCAUUUCACUGGAACAAACAAGUCUCGAGUGCCAUCAGGCUGGAACUGAACACUAUACCUCGUGCAGCUCAGCAAUAAGCCUCUCUUCUGGCUCCAGCAUCCCUGCCAGAAUGCACACACACAAGCAAAACGGUUCCUUCCCCAGCUUCCUGUGGUGCCAGGCCCAGUUCUCAGCUGCACAUAUUGUGAGCAACCCCUUUGUUUCUUCUUCCUUACCAAGAGGAGAAAAACCAGCUGGCAGCUCUGGUGCUGUUGAGCCAAGGAAUGGAGGGCAGAUGUACUAGGAGACACGUGUGUAGAGUUACUGGUGCAGACGCUGUCCUGGCAGACAACUGCCAUCAGCCUUGUUGUUUUCUGGCUUUGCUUCCGUCUGUUGUUACCUUUCAUGUCCUGAAUCACUACUGACCAACGGUUUGUUGUCCUGGAAGGGAAUUGUAUAGAAAUUAACAUAUGCUGCGUCUUUUUGGUUUCGUUUUGUAAAAAAAAACCCAGAAAAAUGAGCAAAAAAAAGAAAACACAGAGGUAUAAAACAUUCCCUCCCCACUCUCUCACGCUCGCUGUGAUGUCAAUGGAUCUCAUGGAGGUUAAUAGUGCUCAUAGAACCCAGAAAUGACUGUUGCCUUUAAGAACUCUUUGAUUUGGGGAAGCUGUGACAGCAGUCAGUGCUUUCCAUCGCAGCUUCCUCUCAGCUCUUUGGGUUAUUUUUUACUCUCCCAAAUCAGGGUUGAAUUUGCCUUGUCUCAUUUUAUUUUUGUUUUUACAAGCAAAAAACCUACUGGAAACUUGAUAUUGAUCACUGUGUGAGUGGGAGCUUUAAGAAGUGACCUUAAAUCGUUCAUACAAACUCACCUUAUGGCACUGAGCGUGAAGGGACGAUGGCAGCACUGUGGGAAGGCCUCACUGCGCCAAGGCCUGAGGUAGGCCGCGGCCCUCACAGCUUCCCCGUGUACAGAAUGGGCUGUAGACUACAAUCGCGUUGUAUAUCUGUCUCCUCAAACAGAUUUUAAUUAUUGAAUAAAAGUAUUUUAGGA